Messenger RNA from Coccidioides immitis RS, 954 nucleotides. RefSeq lists its product as uncharacterized. The record is from RefSeq and is a predicted model, not a curated record. The coding region runs from base 1 to 954 and encodes 317 amino acids. NCBI's taxonomy places the organism in Eukaryota, Fungi, Ascomycota, Eurotiomycetes, Onygenales, Onygenaceae. The transcript has 4 exons.
AUGCUGAUCCACAUCCAACCUCCUGAAGCUUGCAAACCUGGAACACCAGCAGAAAACCUACCUGAAGAACAAACCCAAGUUUGCAAGGAGAUGACAAACCUUGAAACCACCUCAGCUCUCUUAAUCAUGAAUGAAACCAAAACUAGCAUUGUGACUUCAGAGAGAGAGUCUAUCUUAGCAUCAAGAGAUGAAAUUCAACAACUUCACAAGAAAACCAAACUACUAAAGAGAAUGGCAAAAUGGCAAGAAAAGUUGAAUACUCUUCAGGCCACUCAAAAGCACUCACAAAGUGAAUCUCUUGAUAUGGCCAUCUUCAACCCAACACCUGCAAAGUGGAACUUGAAUGAGCCCAUGCAAGCUAAACUGAAUGAACAGCUGGAAAUACCAGAUGAUAUUAAUGAGAUAGUAGCACUGACUAUCCAACUUCAACCAAGUGUGACAGCAGCUCUUGAAAAGAAUGCCUUGCACACAAAGUCUACUAAUUCAGUUAGAAGUGCUUGCAGAGAUAUAAAGACUGAUGACUCAAGGCCACAAACAGAUAAGAGAAAUCAAUUCCAGAGACCUGCUCAGAAGAUGGAGAAAGAUCUUACCAAGAAUCACAAAGCUUUAAGAAAAGAAGAGAAGUGCUUUGAGUGUAGUCAAAAGAGGCACCUCACAAAAGACUGUCUCAAGAAGAAGAUGAUUAGCUGGCAAUUGGCCACAAAGCUAGUGCUAGAGGUGCACAAGAUGCCUAUAGAGAUUGAAACUGCUAUAGAUUAUGAGAAUGUCAUUCUUGUGGAAGGGAUUGUGAAUAUAUUCUUUGAAGCCUGUGACUCUCAGGAAAACUGGCAGUUGUUCCAUGAACAAGUGAUGGUCACAAACAUAAAAGAUGAGAUGCUAGUGAAGCAGGGUAUAAUGGAAUGCCUUGUCAAAGUAGGCAAGUUGGUUGAGAUGGUGAGAGCACAAGAAGAAUGA